This is a messenger RNA of Triticum dicoccoides, 2098 nucleotides long. RefSeq lists its product as uncharacterized. Bases 364 to 807 code for a protein of 147 amino acids. The record is from RefSeq and is a predicted model, not a curated record. The transcript is spliced from 2 exons. Gene Ontology annotation, biological process: hydrotropism. NCBI's taxonomy places the organism in Eukaryota, Viridiplantae, Streptophyta, Magnoliopsida, Poales, Poaceae.
CCUCCCCUUCCUCUUAUCCACUCUGCGCCGGCGGCUACGCCCUUUCCGUCGUGCACCGGCGGCCGCCGUGCCUCGCGCGGGAGGAUGGAGGGCGCUCACCGGGAGGAUGGAGGACGUUCGCCGGGGCGUGUGCGGCGGAGACGGCGCAGCGAGGCGAGGCAGUGGCGGUGGUUGUCCGACCGUCGUGCCUCGCGCAGGGAGGAUGGACGACGCUCGCCGGGGCGUGUGCGGCGGAGACGGCUUCUGCCGAAGCGGAGCAGGAGAGGACCCGAAGGCAAGGAGGCAGGGUGAGUACGCUGUGCACCAGCGCCGCCUUCGUCCUCCACCUCCUCCUAAAGCGUGCGCUUGCUGCGGGCACUGGCCAUGGCGCGGCGGUCCUCCGCCCUCGCGCACCCAUACUCGCACGACCACCGCGUCCUCCACAAGAUGGUAAGCGCCCCAGCCGCUCACCCGCAUUUCCUCGGCAGCAGGGCUACCCUUGCGGACCACGCGGCAGCGGUGACGCUCUUCGGGCACCCCCGCGGUCAGCUGAGCCUGGCCAUCUAUGAGGACACCCGGGCGCCACCGGCGUUCCUCGUCGAGCUGCCCAUGCUCGCGGCCGGGCUGCACAGGGGGGGUGACCACAGGACCUUGAGGCUGGCGCUGGAGAGCGACACCCGCAGCGCGCGGCGACCACUCCUGUCCAACGACGAGCGGCACGUGCUGCAGCUGCUGGGCGUCGGGGUGCUGCUGCCGCCGCCUGCUGACGGCUCCAAUUGCCCCGACGGCGUCCUACUCCCGUGUCUGCUUAGGAUUGAAGAGUGCUGAACGUGUCCUUGUCCAACACAGAUUAAUGUAAUGCCCGACCCAGAUUUGACUUGACUGCUAUAAGAGGGAAGCGUCCUGGGCCUGAAUCUCCAUCAGGUGCGUCCUUGGACCAUAGUCUCCAUCAAAUUCUGUCGAAAAUUUCACGAAGCGUCCAAUGUCACCGCCGAGUUCGCCGGAGGAACAAGAACAUCCGUCGAGUGGUCCAAUGUCGUCUGCAGCGGCUACAGGAGAGAUUUCGUGUUGAUGAGAGAGGAACAGAAUGUCAGUUGUUCAGUACUUCAUGCAAAGAUACUACUACAAUCUGCAGUACUACUUGGCGCCUGCAGUCUAGAAGUGAUUCACGGCCUGUAUAUUUGCCUACGGAGGCACUGUAUCCAUGCUCGCUGUUUACUAAAAAUUAGACAUCCGAUGCUCAUAUUUUAAUUAGACAUCGGAUGUUGAGUGUAUUCUACAAAUUGACUGUGGGCGUGCAACAUUGUUGAAGGGCAAAGGUACUCUAAGAAGCUGAAUGAUAAACAGGUCACCAACAUACUUAGAUCUUCCUUGGGUUUGUGCAGGACAUGUCUGGUUUCACAAAGUCAGUUUCACUUUCACGAAGACAGUGGAAAUGUAGAAAAAGGAAAGCACGUGGAUUUAGAAAUUUCGGUAUUGUAGAGCUCAGUUGAAAUGGAAAACGAGAUUUAUAGCAUCCAGCCAGAGUGGUGAUUCGAUUUUUGAUGAUUGGUACUUUGGUUGUGAGGUCGAUGAAGACAUGAGAUGGAUUUGGGCGGGGCAGUGGGUUUGCUCGCGAGGAGGUGGGAAGGACGAAGAUAGUGGAAGAACCUUGAGAUGAUGGUUAUAUUACUGACUCAAUCCUUCAGGUGCAUGAAUGGUAACUUGUGCAAAACUACGCUUCCCUUGUCAUUUGAUAAUUUUUAUCUUUAUGGUGCUCAAAACAUAUGUUUCAUCUAUACUUAUAGGAGUUUGUUACCUUCAUUUGGUCGAAGAAUAAGAUGUGGGUAAUAUAUGCAUUGCCGACUUAGGUUAACAUUUUUUGAACAGAAUUUCUAUAAAUUUUAUACAAGUAUUGUGUUGAAGUCCGUGAAAUAGGUUAAUGGCCAAGAGUGUUUAUAAGUUAUCAAGUCGAGCACAUAAGUCUGGAAGUAGCUAAUUUUCCUACUGAAAAGUAGAUAGAGAUUUCUGAAGACAUGAGACAUUAAUACAUAGUAUACAUAGGCGUCUUAUGAAUUCUAUGAUUCUUCAUACCUUGAGGUUGUUAAACAUCUAUGAACCUUUCAUUAGAUGAGGUACA